GAGCCGCCGUUGCCAGCGACAUGUACAAGGUAAUCCAAAGGUCCAUGGGGCCAGCCAGUCUGAGUCUACUCACCUUCAAAGUCUAUGCAUCACAGAAAAAGGACGCAACUCACAAAGCUCCUGUGAACGUUAAUGAGCUUUCACUCUACUCUGUUCCCGAAGUUCAGUCUAAAUAUGUGGAGGAGCCGAGGUCUCAACUUGAAGAGAGCAUCUCACAUCUCCGACAGUAUUGCAAGCCAUAUACAAGUUGGUGUCAGGGAAAGUAUUCCCAAACUGAGCCCAAGAUGAAAAGUUUGGUUCAGUGGGGGUCAGACAGCUAUGAAUUUCUCCAAAAUGCUCCUCCUGGGUUUUUUCUAAGACUUGGUGUUAUUGGUUUUGCUGGCAUUGUUGGACUCCUUUUGGCUAGAGGUUCAAAAAUAAAGACGCUGGUAUAUCCACCUAUUUCCAUGGGAUUAGCUGCCUUGCUGUAUUAUCCACAACAAGCCAUCGUAUUUGUCCAGGUCAGUGGGGAGAAAUUAUACGACUGGGGUUUACGAGGAUACAUAGUUAUAGAAGAUUUGUGGAAGGAGAACUUUCAAAAGCCAGGAAAUGUGAAGAAUUCAUCUGGAAAUAAGUAGAAUACUCCAGGUUCAGCCCGUUUUAAUCAGUUAUAGGUAAACAUUGGAAACUCCAUACAAUAAACCAGUGUUUCUAAAGAAAAAAAAAAA
This is a messenger RNA of Pipistrellus kuhlii (Kuhl's pipistrelle), 707 nucleotides long. Its product is annotated as MICOS complex subunit MIC26-like. Gene Ontology annotation, biological process: cristae formation. NCBI's taxonomy places the organism in Eukaryota, Metazoa, Chordata, Mammalia, Chiroptera, Vespertilionidae. The record is from RefSeq and is a predicted model, not a curated record. Gene Ontology annotation, cellular component: MICOS complex.